Messenger RNA from Podarcis lilfordi (Lilford's wall lizard), 28531 nucleotides. Lineage: Eukaryota; Metazoa; Chordata; Lepidosauria; Squamata; Lacertidae. The record is from the annotation of a GenBank genome assembly.
GAGGGGGAAGCGGAGCCAUGGCUGCAGCAGGUACCCGGGAGGGAGGCGGGGAUCGGGGCCCGUAGGCAGGAAGCAGGCAGGGAGGGAGGGAGGCGCGCUCCCGGCCCGGCUCGGAUCCAGACCCUCUUUCUCCCCGCAACCAGCCCAGCUCAAAGGAUAGGCUCUCGGCCCGAGAACCUGCUUUUGCAGCCGUGCGCCCGGGGCGCGCGGAUCCCAGGCGGACUCCUGCCGGGAUGGAGAGCGCUGGUCCUCUGAGCGCGCACAGACGGCUGCAAAGCCCAAGCUUAAAGGAUGGAGAAUGGUGCUGAUGUUGGGGCUGCGCACCCGCAGCUCCUGCUCAUUUAUCUCCCUGCCCCGAUGGGUUGUAGGCAGGUGUUAGCCCUGCUCCGAGUAGACCCAUUGGAAACAAUGGGCGUGAUUAACAGCGGUUCUGUUGCAGAGUCAAGAUUUAUAUGCAUCAUCUGUCGGUCUCUCUCUGUCCAUCCAUCCAUUCUUCCAUCCCUCCGUACGAUUAUAUUAAUUUUUGAAUUCUGAAUUUAUUGUCAUUCACGUUUUAUACUGUAUUUUAUGCUGUUUUUUGUUGCAUCAAUUAAGUGUUUUAAAGUUGUUGUUAGCUGCCCUGAGACCAGUUUUCUGAACUGGGAAGGGCGGGGUAUAAAUAAAAAUUUAUGAUUUUAUUUAUUAUUAAUUUCGCAAAAAUUUUAUGCCGCAUAAUUGUAAAAAAAAACCUAUAACCAUCCAUCCUUCCUAAUAUAUUUUCACAAAAUUUAGACACCACAAUUGUAAGACAAAAAACCCCCCCAAACCUCAAGGCGGUUUGCAGAAAGAUAAAACAACAACAGAGACAAGUAAACAACAACAACUAUUCAAUAAUAUAUCCAGUGAAAGGCAGGGCACACCUAUCCUAAACAUCUAUUCGUUUAUUCAUGCCGGGGUUUUUUAUAUUAAUAGUUUAUUGAGAAAGUUUAAUUUAUAGGAGGAGAGUGAGAAAAAAAGAUAGAAAAUAAACCAAUACAGUGGUACCUCGGGUUAAGUACUUAAUUUGUUCCGGAGGUCCGUUCUUAACCUGAAACUGUUCUUAACCUGAAGCACCACUUUAGCUAAUGGGGCCUCCCGCUGCUGCCGUGCCGCCGGAGCACAAUUUCUGUUCUCAUCCUGAAGCAAAGUUCUUAACCCGAGGUACUAUUUCUGGGUUAGCGGAGUCUGUAACCUGAAGCGUAUGUAACCUGAAGCGUAUGUAACCCGAGGUACCACUGUAGUCCCUUCUGCUUCCCAUUUUUGGUUUAUGCAGGCUGUAAGAUCCAGAACCUCUUUCCUUCCCCUUCUCUCAUUCGCUCUCUCCAAACUCGGAGAACUCCCUCGGUUUUGGGGCAUGAAGAAUUAUCCUUCACUCUGGGGGGACGGGAGGAGGAAGAAGAUUUGCCAUGAGGAGGGAGGCCGGUUGCCAGAUUAAACAAAGUUUCAAUUACAGUGGUACCUUGGUUCUCAAACUUAAUCCGUUCCGGAAGUCCGUUCCAAAACCAAAGCGUUCCAAAACCAAUGCGCGCUUUCCCAUAGAAAGCAAUGCAGAAGGGAUUAAUCCGUUCCAGACUUUUAAAAACAAGCCCUGAAACAGCAACUGAACAUGAAUUUUACUAUCUAAAGAUACUGUUGAUCCAUUAAAUGAAAGCAAUAAUCAAUGUACUGCACCAUAAAAUAAAUAAGACAGUAUUGUAGGUGAUAAAAAUUUAUAUAUUUUUUUCUUACCUGCACUGAUGAUAGUCAUUGUUUGGAUGGGGGGCUUUUAUCCAUUUCGGCAGUCGCACAAUCCAUCAGCAGCUGACCUGGGUUCCACAUAGUCACAAAAACAAAUGGAACAGAAAAAGCCUCGAAAACAAAAACACAAAAUAAAUCACAAAAACAAAAGCGUCAAACUUAAUCUGUUCUGGAAGUCCGUUUGACUUCCAAAAUGUUCAAAAUCCAAGGCGCAGCUUCUGAUUGGUGCAGGCGCCCCGGAAACAAUAGCCGACAGCCGCAGCGGAUGUUCGGCUUCCGAAAAACGUUCGAAAACCGGAACAGUUACUCCUGGGUCCUUUGUGUUUGAGAACCAAGACAUUUGGGAACCAAGGUACCACUGUACCACUCUAAUUAGGGGAGUGGGGAGAUCAAAGGGCCUAUGUAGCCCUCCAGCUGCAACCCCAGACUCAUCUAAUCUUAGCCAAAGCAAACAUACGCCCCUUCUCUAUACAAGGGGUCAGGGGACGAUCACAAGUGGUAACACUAAAGUCGUAUCCAUCAAGAACUGUCCCGACAGUCUUCACCUUCAUAAGGACUAGGUGCUUCCUUAUUAAUUUUUACAAAAGGCACCAAAUCCUAGAUGCUGGAUUUUGCAUCAGAUUUCCCAGCUCUCUGAUUCACAAAUCUCUCCAUACGGAAAGCAACUUCUAAACAAUUGGGAGGUACAAGGAGCUGCUUUCUCCUGAGGAAGCCCAUCUGUCUAGCUCAGUAUAGCCUGCAAUGGCAGGUAGCGGAUCAUCGUAUUGCAGAGUUGGAAGGGACCUCCAGAGUCCCUGCAAUGCAGGAAUCUCAGCUAAAGCAUCCAUGACAGACGGCCAGCCAACCUUGGUCUGGACCAGACAUAGGCAAACUUGGCCCUCCAGAUGUUUUGAGACUACAAUUCCCAUCAUCCCUGACCACUGGUGCUGUUAGCCAGGGAUGACGGGAGUUGUAGUCCCAGAACAUCUGGAGGGCCGAGUUUGCCUAUCCCUGGUCUGGACACUAGACUUUUGCUGAUGCAGCCUAGAAUAAAAAGGUAAAGGGACCCCUGACUAUUAGGUCCAGUCGUGGCCGACUCUGGGGUUGCGGCGCUCAUCUCGCUUUAUUGGCCAAGGGAGCCGGCGUACAGCAGGACUAAGCCGCUUCUGGCGAACCAGAGCAGUGCACGGAAACGCCGUUUACCUUCCCGCCGGAGUGGUACCUAUUUAUCUACUUGCACUUCGUGCUUUCGAAGUGCUAGGUUGGCAGGAGCAGGGACCGAGCAACGGGAGCUCACCCCAUCAUUGCGGGGAUUCGAACUGCCGACCUUCUGAUCGGCAAGUCCUAGGCUCUGUGGUUUAACCCACAGUGCCACCUGCGUCCCGCAGCCUAGAAUAGCCUUAGCCUUUUUUUGCUGCAGCAUCACACUGUGGACUCACGUAAAACGUGUGGUCCACCAAGACCCCUUAGAUCCUAUUCACACAUGCUUCUAGUAACUCAGGUGUCCCCCAUACUAUAUAUGUGCAUCUGGUUCUUCCUGCCUAAGUACAGAACCAGACAAUUGACCCUAUUAGAAUUCCCUUUGCUAGCUUGGGCCCAGUUCUCUGCAAUCUGUUGAGGUCAUUUCGAAUUCUGAUUCUGUCUUCUGCGGCAUCAGCUACCCUUCCCAGUUUGGUGUCUACUAGAUCUUGAGGGUGGGUAGGGGAAUAUUUCCAACCCCGCCUGGAUUUGCCAGGGAUCGAACCUAAAUUUCCCAGCCUGAUCCCUCCCGGCUCCCUGAUCAUUCCUUCUGCGCUUAGUCUUCCCAAACCAUAGCUGUCAACCGUCCCUGAUUUGGUGGGAAAGUCCCUUAUCCCAGCGCCGGGUCCUGCUGCUGUCCCUUAUUGAUGAUGUCCCUUAAAUUUCCCAGGUUUCAAAGGAAGCAGCUCCUCUCCCUCCCUCCCUGCCGGCCAGGGAGGAGGGAGGCUCCAACUGUGUUGCUCACCCAAUAAGGAGUCUAAGAACGACUGAGGGGUGGAGCUUGCAUGCCUUGUGCCGAUCAAAUCGGCUGCGUUGCCUUGGGACUCGCCUUUGCUCAGCGCUUCCCAGCGGAGAGGCGAUGGUGGUUUUCCUUGCUGCAUUCCCUUUGCUGGGUUGCUGCGCUGUGGGAACCACCGCUUGAGGCUUCGUUUGGCUGCUGGCUGGGCUUUCUGCCUUUGGCUCGGAGGGGCUCAGAAGUUGAACAUACCUGUGCUUGGAAAAUCCCUUAUUUUGGCUGCUGAUCCCUUAUUUUCGAGGCUGCGGGUCCCUUAUUUUCAAAUCUGAAAGUUGACAGCUAUGUCCCAAACCCUAGAUGCAGAAUCCCUUGGAGGAGACGAUUGCCUGGAAGAGGACGAGGAAGAGCUGGAGGCGAGCUUGGAAGACCACGAGAACGUGGGGAAAUUACUGGUUCCUGGCAGGCGUAGCUGCUGUAUCCUGACACGACGAGGAAUCACUCUGCGUGUGCUUCUAAAGGACGGGCUGAUUGAGCCCGGAGAGGGUGUCCUCUCCAUUUACUACCUGGUAAUAAUAAUAAUAAGGGACACAGGUGGCGCUGUGGGUUAAACCACAGAGCCUAGGACUUGCCGAUCAGAAGGUCAGCGGUUCGAAUCUCCGCGACGGGGUGAGCUCCCAUUGCUCGGUCCCUGCUCCUGCCAACCUAGCAGUUCGAAAGCACACCAGUGCAAGUAGAUAAAUAGGUACCGCUCCGGCGGGAAGGUAAACGGCGUUUCCGUGCGCUGCUCUGGUUCGCCUGAAGCGACUUAGUUCUGCUGGCCACAUGACCCGGAAGCUGUACGCCGGCUCCCUCGGCCAAUAAAGCGAGAUGAGCGCUGCAACCCCAGAGUCUGUCACGACUGGACCUAACGGUCAGGGGUCCCUUUACCAAUAAUAAUAAUAAUAAUAAUAAUAAUAAUAAUAAUUCAUUAUUUGUACCCCGCCCAUCUGAAUGGGUUUCCCCAGCCACUCUGGGCGGCUUCCAAGAAAGCCCAAAAAUACACUAAGAUGUCACACAUUAAAAAGUUCCCUGAACAGGGCUGCCUUCAGAUGUCUUCUGAAUGUCAGGUAGUUGUUUAUCUCUUUGACAUCUGGUGGGAGGGUGUUCCAAGAGGGCAGGUGCCACCACCGAGAAGGCCCUCUGCCUGGUUCCCUGUAGCUUUGCUUCUCGCAAUGAGGGAACCACUAGAAGGCCCUCAGAGCUGGACCUCAGCAUCUGGGCAGAUUGGUAAGACGCUCUCAUCGUUCCGUCGCUUCUCCUUCCAAGAAGCGGACAAGGGGAGUGCUGGCCCUCAAUGGUGUGGGAUGUGAUACGUUAAGUAGCAGUCAAGCACAACAUUCCUUGUUUUCCUAGAGUGGACAUGCAGGGGGGAUGUUCCUGUUUCCUCCUGGCUGGGACAUACUUCCUUUUACAUAUGACUAGAGGUGGGCAUAUGGGACGUGGGUGGCGCUGUGGGUUAAACCACAGAGCCUAGGACUUGCCGAUCAGAAGGUCGGCGGUUCGAAUCCCCGCGAUGGGGUGAGCUCCCGUUGCUCGGUCCCUGCUCCUGCCAACCUAGCAGUUCGAAAGCACCUCAAAGUGCAAGUAGAUAAAUAGGUACCACUCCGGUGGGAAGGUAAAUGGCGUUUCCGUGCGCUGCUCUGGUUCGCCAGAAGUGGCUUAGUCAUGCUGGCCACAUGAGCCGGAAGCUGUACACCGGCUCCCUCGGCCAAUAAAGCGAGAUGAGCGCCGCAACCCCAAAGUCAGUCACGACUAGACUUAAACGGUCAGGGGUCCGUUUACCUUUACCUAGAGGUGGGCAUGACCUUACCUGUAACAAAAGGGACAGGGCACGCAGUUCUCUCUCUUUUUGACUUCCUCCAUCAUUGGAUCAGCUUUUAGCUAGAGAUUAGCUUCCAGCCAACAGAGGACACUGAGAUUAUCUCCAUAUGGGAUAGAUCCACGUAUAUACUUUUUAACUAAGUCUGCCUUCAGGUAUCCAUCUGUGAACUGAAUGUGAGUAAACUACUUAUAUACAUAGCUGUCAACGUUUCCCUUUUCUUGCGAGGAAUCGUAUUCGGAAUAAGGGAAUUUCUCUUUAAAAAAGGGAAACGUUGGCAGCUAUGCUUAUAUAUACUUUACACAAGAUUGUGGUGUGUUUAUUCUUUUAAGAGGGGUACAACAUAAAUGAACUUAGAAAAAGACUGGAAUCAUCUAUUUCUCUCCUGCACACCCACCCAUGCCUUUGUUUUCUCUCCUCUCUCUCUCUCUCUCUCUCUCUCUCUCUCUCUCUCCAUUUUAAUUGGUUUUUUUAAUAUAUCCUUUCCAACAAUCGUUUAACAUAACUUCUUAUCUUAUACCAUAUUUUAGACUUCCGUCAACCACUUCUGAAGAUUUUCUGUUCUUUAUCAUUUGUUCUGCAUUUCUCUAUUACUUUUGAUUAUCCUUGACCAAUAGUUCUCAUUGUAGUCUUUUUUGCAGUAUUUCAAAUAGUCCUCCUUACAGAACUUCUUGCAGUCCUACUAGCAUAAUCUGUUUGUUACAAUUGCUUUUCAAAUAGUUCAAAUAUGUACUCCAGUCUUCUAAGAAUCUCUGAUCCCGCAGAUUUCGAAUCUUCCUGUUGUCUAAUUCUGCAUAGUCCAUUAAUUUCAUUUGCCAUUCCUCUUUCGUCAGUAAUUCUUCUUGCUUCCAUUUUUGUGCCAAUAAUAUUCUUGCUGCCGUCAUUGCAUAUAAAAACAACUUACAGUCCUGUCUAUUAAUAUCAUCUCCUACAAUGCUAAUUAAAAAUGCUUCUGGUUUUUUUAAUACAGUGGUACCUCGGGUUAAGUACUUAAUUCGUUCCGGAGGUCCGUACUUAACCUGAAACUGUUCUUAACCUGAAGCACCACUUUAGCUAAUGGGGCCUGCUGCUGCUGCUGCGCCGCCGGAGCACGAUUUCUGUUCUCAUCCUGAAGCAAAGUUCUUAACCUGAAGCACUAUUUCUGGGUUAGUGGAGUCUGUAACCUGAAGUGUAUGUAACAUGAAGCGUAUGUAACCCAAGGUACCACUGUAAAUGUAUAUUUCAACAUCUUUUUCGUCUCAUUAUAUAUCGUUUCCCAGAGGUUUUCCACUUUUUUACAUUCCGAUUGUGUCUUCUCUCUCACCUGUCCCAGGGCAAGAAGUUCUUGGGCGACCUCUUGACGGAUGGCAAGAUCGUUUGGCAGGAGACGGGUCAAGUGUUCAACUCCCCAAGCGCCUGGGCGACCUACUGCAAAAAGCUUGUCAACCCAGCCAAGAAGUCUGGGUGUGGCUGGGCGUCGGUCAAGUAUAAGGGCCAGAAAUUAGACCAGUAUAAAGCUGUUUGGCUGAAGAAGUACCAGCCCAACACGCCCCCUGCCGAGGAGGUGAAUGAAUACCCUGAUUUCUCUUUCACUUGUUAGAGCGCUGCAUUUAUGUACAAGCUAAGUAAGCAACAAAGGAUGCGGGUGGCACUGUGGGUUAAACCACAGAGCCUAGGACUUGCCGAUCAGGGUUUGAAUCCCCGUGACGGGGUGAGCUCCCGUUGCUCAGUCCCUGCUCCUGCCAACCUAGCAGUUCGAAAGCACCUCAAAGUGCAAGUAGAUAAAUAGGUACCGCUCCGGUGGGAAGGUAAACGGCGUUUCUGUGCGCUGCUCUGGUUCGCCAGAAGCGGCUUAGUCCUGCUGGCCACAUGACCCGGAAGCUGUACGCCGGCUCCCUCGGCCAAUAAAGCGAGAUGAGCGCUGCAACCCCAGAGUCGGCCACGACUGGACCUAAUGGUCAGGGGUCCUUUUACCUUUACUUAAGUAAGCAACAGUUUAGAUUUAUCUGAUUAUGGUAAAUGCAAAAAAGCUGCUUUUAAUGGGUUAAAAAAGAAAGAAAGGAAACAGACUCUAAAUUUUUAUAUAUACUUAAUGGCGACACAGUUAUUUGUCCUCUUUUGUUUGUGCUUCCGUGCAAGAAUAACUAAUGCAGUUUUCAUUUACGCUAAGAAAUCAAGGGCUAUCUGCGUUCUGCCCCGAGAUCUUUGGAUGAAGGACAGCAUACAAAUUUAAUAAUUUAAUGUGGGCACCAACCGCUGCUGGGGAGAGAGGUUGGGAAGGGAGAUUCUUACCUUCUCACAGCAGUGUUAAGCACAACAGCGAUUGCACAGAGCACAUUAAAACUUGGUUAGAUUUCACAUAUGCCCUCAUCCACUUUCAAAACAAAUGUUCCCCGCAAAAAUACUUAGGCUAGAAUAAAUCACAGUAAGUGGUUUGUUUAUUUUUGCUCACAGAGUUUCCAGAAUUUAAAAUGGACAAAUCUGUCAGCUGGCAGUAAGACAAAAAUGAAGAAAGGUUUCAAAUGACUUUAAAAGCAAAUAACUUUUCAGUGGUACCUCGGGUUAAGUACUUAAUUUGUUCCGGAGGUCCGUUCUUAACCUGAAACUGUUCUUAACCUGAAGCACCACUUUAGCUAAUGGGGCCUCCUGCUGCUGCCGUGCCGCUGGAGCACAAUUUCUGUUCUCAUUCUGAAGCAAAGUUCUUAACCCAAGGUAUUAUUUCUGGGUUAGUGGAGUCUGUAACCUGAAGCGUAUGUAACCCGAGGUACCACUGUACAGUGGUGCCUCGCAAGACGAAAUUAAUCCGUUCCGCGAGUCUCUUCGUCUAGCGGUUUUUUCGUCUUGUGAAGGAACCCUAUUAGCGGAUUAGCGCUAUUAGCGGUUUAGCGGCUAUUAAAGGCUUAGCGGCUUAGCUGCUAAAAGGCUAUUAAAGGCUUAGCGGCUUAGAAAAAGGGGGGGGAGCGAAAAAAAAUCUCAAGACUCGCAAGACAUUUUCGUCUUGCGAAGCAAGCCCAUAGGGAAAUUCGUCCUGCGAAGCGCAUUGAAAAACGGAAAACCCUUUCGUCUAGCGGGUUUUCCGUCUUGCGAGGCAUUCGUCUUGCGGGGCACCAAGGUACUUACUUCCAAAGAUGAUCAUGCAAUCUUUGGGUUGCAGGCUAUAAGAUCUCCUUUUUUGAGAGAUUCAGUUCACUUGGUUUUUCUUGCAGCUGGGAGCCAUCGUCCGCAUGGCUCCUUCUUUGCUUCUUGCAUGAAGCACAGAGAAAAAGACUGAGAAGUGGGGAAGCAGAGGGCCUGCUAAGCCACACCCACUUGCUACCUGGGUUCCGGGCUCAGGUUAACUCUUUCCUGCACGAACGUUUGAGUUGGCAACUGUAUAUUGCAGAAACUGCCUCUGUCUUAUGCAUUCUGGCCCACUGUCAAACAGCUCUGGACGUUCGAUCUGAAGCCAGCUGGAGCAACUGAGGGCAUGGCUAGUCUUCCUUCCUCACAUGACAGCUCUUGUAGGCUGAGUAGCAGUGGGGAGACAACCUUGUUUCCUGCUUGGCAGGGGGUUGGACUCGAUGGCCCUUGUGGUCUCUUCCAACUCUAUGAUUCUAUGAUUCCUCUCUGACGGCUUUUGCAUCUCUUUUCCUCCCCCAGAGUUUAGUGAGCGAAGGGGAAGAGGAUGAGCUUGCCGAUGAGGAGGAAGAAGAAGCCAAGGGGGUUAAGUCAGUCCUCUCAGAGUCCAUGCUAGCUAAGAAAUUGGAGGACAAGACCCGGAAGCAGCAGGCGAAAAGUCUUGCAGAACUGCACAGCUCAGGUAUGUCAAUGUAGUAUUGAUUUAUAUGCCGCUGGCUUGCCAAAAUGGGCUUCUAAGCAGUUUACAAAUGUAAAACCAAUUAUUUAUAUAUUUUUAAAACCCUAUUAUUUGUGAUUUAAAUACACAACGAAACAAUUUCGCUCAUACUUUAAAAACACCCAUAAACUUAGUACAGUCAUACUUUGGUUCUCAAACGGAAUCCAUUCUGGAAGUCCGUUCGACUUCCGAAAACGUUCAAAAACCAAGGCGCGGCUUCUGAUUGGCUGCAGAAGCCGCGUCAGACGUUCAGCUUCCAAAAAAAGUUCGCAAACCGGAACACUCACUUCCAGGUUUGCAGUGUUUGUGAGCCAAAACAUUUGAGUCACAAGGCGUUCAACAACCAAGGUACGACUGUAUAGUUUUAUUACAUAUGCGACCGCAAAACAGUCUGACUCCACAAACAGAUCUUUAUACAGCAGGAGGCUCUGAAAUAAAAGAAAUUUGUCAGAACUGAUGUCCUCGCAGAUUCUUGGAAAACAGACUUCCCCCCGCUGCAGGAAGGAAUUUUGGCUAGCAUUGUUGUUUAGUCGUUUAGUUGUGUCCGCCUCUUCGUGACCCCCUGGACCAGAGCACGCCAGGCCCUCGUGUCUUCCACUGCCUCCCGCAGUUUGGUCAAACUCAUGCUGGUAGCUUCGAGAACACUGUCCCACCAUCUCGUCCUCCGUCGUCCCCUUCUCCUUGUGCCCUCCAUCUUUCCCAACAUCAAGGUCUUUUCCAGGGAGUCUUCUCUUCUCCUGAGGUGGCCAAAGUCUUGGAGCCUCAGCUUCAGGAUCUGUCCUUCCAGUGAGCACUCAGGGCUGAUUUCCUUCAGGAUGGAGAGGUUUGAUCUUCUUGCAGUCCAUGGGACUCUCAAGAGUCUCCUCCAGCACCAGAAUUCAAAAGCAUCAAUUCUUUGGCGAUCAGCCUUCUUGAUGGUCCAGCUCUCACUUCCACACAUCACUACUGGGAAAACCAGUAGCUAGCGCUACCCUUUGAUAAAGGUCACAAUGGUUAUGCUAUGUAUAAGAAAAAUACAUUUUGUAAACAAAACGAAGCACAAACACCCGCAAUUAAAAUGCAGAAUAAAAUAAACCUGCUUAAAUGGUGCAACAAUGAAAGGUGUUGAAACGGAGGGUGGAGAUGUUUAAUUUUGCGUUUCAUGCCUCAGUUUAGCUCAGUGAUGGCCAGUCGCUUUGUUUUUAAUCGCAGAUAGCAGCAAAAGGCUGGACUGCAGGAAUCGAAUCCCUGUCCGUUAUUGCAGCCUGGGGAGUCGGGACUCUGCCAGGUACGUCCAUCGUAUGUAUGAAAUCCUCUCAGUAGCUAGAGACGCAUGUCUUGUGUGCAGCUGUGCUCAGGGGGGUGAAAUCUAAUUUAAAAAGCAGAAGGAAAGGCUGUAGUCCUCAAGGCGAAGGCAGACUUGAGAAUGGAUGCCUCUGUUUUGAGUUGGUGGGUGGGGAGGCAGGAUUUCAGCCGCGGCUCAAGAAGCUAGUUUGCUGAAAUGCGGCCAACAAUGUAAAAGAUAAAACUCUGGCUGGGAUUCACCAUGUGGCCCUCUAGACUUCUCUCGCCGGCCCCUGGAAAGCACCAACAAUUCUUGCACUCUCCUACAGUGUUUCCCCGAGCCGGAACAUGCCCGUGAGCAUAAUAAUAAUAAUAAUAAUAAUAAUAAUAAUAAUAAUAUAUUACUUAUACCCCGCCCAUCUGCCUGAGUUUCCCCAGCCACUCUGGGCGGCUUCCAACAAAAGAUUAAAAUACAAUACAGUGGUACCUUGGGUUACAUAUGCUUCAGGUUACAUACACUUCAGGUUACAGACUCUGCUAACCCAGAAAUAUUGCUUCAGGUUAAGAACUUUGCUUCAGGAUGAGAACAGAAACAGCAACAGGAGGCCCCACUAGCUAAAGUGGUGCUUCAGGUUAAGUACAGUGGUGGGAGGGCGUUCCACAGGGCAGGUGCCACCACUGAGAAGGCCCUCCGCCUGGUUCUCUGUAACUUGGCUUCUCGCAGUGAGGGAACCUUUAGCAAGGCCUCUUGCUAGCUGGGGAGGGCAGAGAGGGGAAGACUCGUGAAAUUUACAUGUAUUGCUCCUCCCACUUUUGGCUCUGGCCCCUGGAAGGGAGUGUGGCCCGCGGGCUGAAACAGUUUCCCCUCGCCUUGCAACGGCACUUUGCGAUACGCUGCGGCGUUUGUGCGGUUUUCAGCAAAAUAGUACGAAAGCAAAAUAACGACUUGCUGAAUGCAAGAUGGGUCUAGAACACAAUUGCGUAAACCGAUUCUGAAGAAAAUGUUGUUGUUGUUUUUUAACCACUCUAACGAGGAACCUGAUAUUUUGGAGCAUAUUUUCUUUUCUCGUUAUUUUGGCAUUUAUGCCAGAAGACAAUUAUUAGAGGCCUUACAACUCAAUAGGCUGAAUUCUAUGCUGCCAAAUGUUCAGGACCUGGUUUUGGACAGGAAUGAUCAAAUUAAUAGUGGCUGAAUUUUUGAGUGCUGUCCAUGUAGAAAGACUGGGCCACUAUAAAGAGAUUUAGUGGUUCUUAAUUGAUUGGGGAUGUGGUAGUGUUGUGUUGUAUUAUUUAUGCAAAUUGAUUUCCUCUGGAGUUAAUGAUCUGACUGGGACAAACCUUGUUAUGCUGAGCUCGUAUUUUGCACAAUUUGUAUAUGGUGUCUGUUUGAUAAUAUGUGUUUUGCUAUGCCUAAUAGCAGGUGGCGCUGUGGGUUAAACCACAGAGCCUUGGGCUUGCCGAUCAGAAGGUGAGCAGUUCGAAUCCCCGCGACGGGGUGAGCUCCCAUUGCUGGGUCCCUGCUCCUGCCAACCUAGCAGUUCAAAAGCACGCCAAAGUGCAAGUAGAUAAAUAGGUACAGUGGUGCCUCGCAAGACGAAAUUAAUUGGUUCCGCGAGUUUUUUCGUCUAGCGAAUUUUUCGUCUUGCGAAGCACGGUGUCGGAAAAGUUUUGGAAAAGCUUCAAAAAUCACACCAGUGCAAGUAGAUAAAUAGGUACCGCUCCGGCGGGAAGGUAAACGGCGUUUCCGUGCGCUGCUCUGGUUCGCCUGAAGCGACUUAGUUCUGCUGGCCACAUGACCUGGAAGCUGUACGCCGGCUCCCUCGGCCAAUAAAGCGAGAUGAGCGCUGCAACCCCAGAGUCAGCCACGACUGGACCUAACGGUCAGGGGUCCCUUUACCUUUACCUUAUGCUUAAUAAAGGAUAUUUGAUGAUGUAAACCACUCUAACGGGCUUUGUUUGGGAAGGAAUUUUCCACAAACAAAACAUGCCAUCCAUUUGUACUGCAAUUCGUUUAUACGGUAAGCCUUCCUUUGAUCCUCAGGUGUUUAACAAAUAAAUACAGGAUUGACUGCCCCAAGUCAGCUUAAGUCGUAUUUAAAAGCCUUUGCAUUCGGCUCAUUAAUAUAUAUAUAUUUAAUGCUAUUAGUGCUCAUGAUGGCCGUUUCUUUGUCUGCCUUUAGGAAUCCCCACACCUUGGUGGAAGUGACGUCUUUCGCAGCCCUUAACAAGUUCCAGCCUUUCAAUGUCGCCAUCUCCAGCAACGUCCUUUUGUUAGUGGUACGUGGACAUUUGGCUGGGCCCUGGCCAGCCCCACCAAGAGGCCUCAGUAAUAAUAUAAUAAUAAAUUAUUCUUUAUACCCUACCCAUCUGGCUGGGUUUCCCCAGCCACUCUGGGCAGCUCCCAACAAAAUUAAAAGCACAAUAAAACAUCAAACAUUAAAAACUUCCCUAAACAGGGCUGCUUUCAGAUGUCUUAUAAAAGUCAGAUAGUUGUUUAUUUCCUUGACAUCUGAUGGGAGGGUGUUCCACAGGACGGGCGCCACUACCGAGAAGGCCCUCUGCCUGCUUCCCUGUAACCUCGCUUCUCGCAGGGAGGGAACCGCCAGAAGGCCCUCGGAGAUGGACCUCAGUUGUCCGGGCAGAACAAAGGGGUGGAGACGCUCCUUCAGGUAUACAGGACCGAGGCCGUUUAGGGCUUUCAAGGUCUGCACCAACACUUUGAAUUGUGCUCGGAAAUGUACUGGGAGCCAGUGUAGAUCUUUCAAGACCAGUGUUAUGUGGUCUCGGCGGCUGCUCCCUGUCCCCAGUCUAGCUGCCGCAUUCUGGAUUAAUUGCAGUUUCCGAGUCACCUUCAAAGGUAGCCCCACGUAGAGCGCAUUGCAGUAGUCCAAGCGGGAGAUAACCAGAGCAUGCGCCACUCUAACAAGACAGUCCAAGGGCAGGUAGGGUCUCAUCCUGCGUACUAGAUGGAGCCGGUAGACAGCUGCCCUGGAUACAGAAUCGACCUGUGCUUCCAUGGACAGCUGUGAGUCCAAAAUGACUCCCAGGCUGCGCACCUCGUCCUUCAGGGGCACAGUUGCCCCAUUCAGGACCAGGGAGUCCCUCACACCUGCCCGCCUCCUGUCCCCCAGAAACAGUCCUUCUGUCUUGUCAGGAUUCACCCUCAAUCUGCUAGCCACCAUCCAUCCUCCAACUGCCUCCAGACACCCACACAGGACCUUCACUAGUUCUGAUUUAAAAGAGAGGUAGCUCUUUUAGGGUUGGAGGGAGGAAUCCAUAAAUCUGAUAGCUUGGACUCUGAUAUGAGGAAUAUAGAAUUGUAGAGUUGGAAGGGACACUAAGAGUCAUCUAGUCUGACCCCCGUGCAAUGCAGGGAUUAUGGGAGCUGGAGUCCAGUAGCACCCAGAGUGUGACCAUAGCACCCAAGGGUGACCAAACCUUCAAACCUGUGCUCUCCCCCCCCCCUUUCCUCUUAGGACUUCCAUAGUCACCUGACGAAGAGUGAAGUAACUGGCUAUCUCGGCGGUCGCUGGGACACCAACAGCCAGCGUAAGUUCCCCGGGGGUAACUAGCAAGAGAGUGGAGCUGAAAUGUUCCAAAUUCCUUUCUUUUUUUAUUGACUUUAAAAAAAAAUUAUACAAGAUGAUGGAUUUUUCGGAGCUAGCCGACCUAACCGGAAGAGUCCGCGACCAGAAGGAGGAGGAGUAUCAGGAAGAAUGGAAUAAAUUUAAUGAUUAUUUAGUUAAAUUUGUUAAGUUAAACUAACCGGAAAUAGCUUGCAGAUACUUAACUGGUUUAGGAUUUCAUUUAUGUUAAGUGAUGAAUUAAUAUGUUUAAUUCUAUAAGGUGAAGAUUUAACGAUGUUAAUGUUUAAGUUAAAUUUCAUAAAAAUUGGGAUUUGGUAAACUGUUAAAAGGACAUGCAAUGAAAUUCAACCAAGGGGAAGCGAGGAAGUCACUUAACAAAGGUAAUAACUGUAAUUUUCAAUAAGGCUAUGAUUUAUGUUUGUUAUGUUUGUUUGUCUUGUGUGUUUGUUUGUUUGUUUGUUUGUUUGUUUGUUUAUAAUAUUGUGAAAACCAAUAAAAAUUUUGGGGAAAAAAAUUUAAAAAAAAUUAUACAGACCGCAAAACAAAGCAGUCUAAAUUAACAUUGCCUUCCACUGAUAAGAAAUAAUAAUAGCUAUUACAAUAAUGAAAAUCCUAAAAGUACAUUUACUUCCGCUUUUAAACUUCUAUUCUGGUUACAACAUAUUACUAUUCUAUAAGAAUCGAUUAUAUCCUUCGCUGGGCAGUGGAAGACAGGAGUGCCUGGCGUGCUCUGGUCCAGGGGGUCAUGAAGAGUUGGACACGACUAAACGACUAAACAACAACAACAAUAUUAUUUUAUUUCCCAAAUUCAACCUAACCCUCCCCUCCUCCCCACUGCUUCCCUUCACCUGUGUGAGAUCUUCCCAUCAUAAUAUAUUUUUUUCUAGUUGUUUUGAUAAAAUAGAGUAACUUGAAAACUGUUAAAUUAUAAUUACUUCUUUUGUCCUUACACACUUAACAAUUGCCUACUAAGAGUUCUGAUUUAACACCAUAUUUCUUCAGGCAUUCCCAUUCUGUAUAGAAUUUUUGAUUGGAGCAGCCCCUGAUUGCUGCAGUCAUUUUUGCUAUCUCGGCAAAAAUGGCAGAAAUGUUCCAAAUUUCCUUUCCCCACCUUUCCUUUAAAAUGUAAUUAAUUAAAAAUGAUGCUUAAGGCAACUAAGCAGAAAUUUGCCUCAAAGUUGAUCUCAAAAUUCAGGUUGCAGAUGCUAACCUGUUGUUGUUUAGUCGUUUAGUCGUGUCCGACUCUUCGCGACCCCCUGGACCAGAGCACGCCAGGCACUCCUGUCUUCCACUGCCUCCCGCAGUUUGGUCAGACUCAUGUUACUAGCUUCGAGAACACUGUCCCACCAUCUCGUCCUCUGUCGUCCCCUUCUCCUUGUGCCCUCCAUCUUUCCCAACAUCAGGGUCUUUUCCAGGGAGUCUUAUCUUCUCACGAGGUGGCCAAAGUCUUGGAGCCUCAGCUUCAGGAUCUGUCCUUCCAGUGAGCACUCAGGGCUGAUUUCCUUCCGAAUGGAGAGGUUGGAUCUUCUUGCAGUCCAUGGGACUCUCCAGAGUCUCCUCCAGCACCAGAAUUCAAAAGCAUCCAUUCUUAAGCAGUAAUAACGAUAAUAAUACAGCCAAACAGGAACUGCAGGAAUGAAUGAACAAAGGUGCUGAACUCAGGUGGAACGAAAACUUGACUUGGUCGAAGGCUUCUUUCUGUGUUUCUGUUUAUAUAAAGGUAAAGGGACCCCUGACCAUUAGGUCCAGUCGUGGCCCACUCUGGGGUUGCGGUGCUCAUCUCGCUUUAUUGGCUGAGGGAGCUGGCGUACAGCUUCCGGGUCAUGUGGCCAGCAGGACUAAGCCGCUUCUGGCGAACCAGAGCAGCGCACGGAAACGCCGUUUACCUUCCUGCCAGAGUGGUACCUAUUUAUCUACUUGCACUUUGACGUGAUUUCGAACUGCUAGGUUGGCAGGAGCAGGGACCGAGCAACGGGAGCUCACCCCAUCAUGGGGAUUCGAACCGCCGACCUUCUGUCCAGCAAGUCCUAGGCUCUGUGCUUUAACCCACAGCAUUUAUUCAAAACCCUAUUUCUUUUGGUGGGGAAGGUCGCAGGUUGAUUCUUCAGGCAGAGCUGCAAAAGCCCCCCAGUUGAAGGCCUGGAGAAGGAAUGGGGAACAUUUUUGGCCCCACGGGCCUGAUCCUUAUCAGGAUUGGCCUCUUAGGCCAAAUUUGAGAGGUGGAUGGGGCCACCAGCCUGCCAGUCACCUGACGCCACAAGGACAUCAGGUGACUUGCUGCUUUGAAGUCCCGAAGUUGGGACGUCAAAGCACCUCACAGGCAGCAAGGCUCUGCUAACACGGCCUUUGUUUUAUCAGGGCUUGAACUGACCAGGAUUUAACUCUCGGCUCCUCGGCUGAUGAGCAGGGGGUUAAAUCCUGCUGUGUUGACUGCAUGCACCAGUUUCCGAUGGGUUUGCACCAUGCAGAAUUCAACCCUGCCAAUCAGCUGGUCUCACUCGCCCAUUGGAGGGGCCUCUGAUGAUUGACAGGUGGGCAUGGCUUCGAUAUAACCGACCUGGAGGGCCAAAUCGGAACUCCUGGAGAGAGAAGAUUGGCCCAUCUGGCAGAGGUUCGUUCCCCUUGUCCUAGACUAGAGAGUCAGGGGAGACGAUACAGGGAGAGAUGGACUAAUGCUUUGACUUGAUAUAGGGCAGCUGGCUCCGUUCCUAAACCCUUAGAAGAGAGGGUUAGUUAGGGCAGCUAAACAAAAACCUCAAGGCAGUAUAUCUGCUAAUGUCUGGCCCAAAGCAGGAGGGCAUUGGUUGACCAAAACCAGUGAUCCCUUGGUUCUCUUUCAGUGUUGUAGGGACGCGGGUGGGGCUCUGGUCUAAACCACUGAGCCUCUUGGGCUUGCCAAUCCGAAGGUCAGCAGUUUGAAUCCCCACGAUGGAGUGAGCUCCCAUUGCUCUGUCCCAGCUCCUGCCAACCUAGCAGUUCGAAAGCACACCAGCGCAAGUAGAUAAAUAGGUACUGCUGUGGUGGGAAGGUAAACGGCAUUUCUGGUUUCUGUCAUGGUGUCCCAUUGCACCAGAAGCGGUUUAGUCCUGCUGGCCACAUGACCCGGAAAGCUGUCUGUGGACAAACGCUGGCUCCCUCGGCCUGAAAGCGAGAUGAGCGCCACAACCCAAUAGUCGCCCUUGACUGGACUUAACCGUCCAGGGUCCUUUACCUUUUUCUGCAUUGCAGGGCGUUGCAAUAGACUACCCUUGAUGUCCCUUCCAACUCUACAAUUCUACGGUUCGUUUUUCUCUGACCGAUAAACAGACUUAGAGCUGGGCUCUAAAAGGCAACCCCAAAUUUUCCUACAACACUGCGAUCAGGGGCUUCUUAAGGUAAUCUGGCAAGAAUUCGAAGGAGCCUUGGGUCUAAGACAGGCAUAGGCAAACUCCGGCCCUCCAGAUGUUUGGGACUACAAUUCCCACCAUCCCUAGCUAACAGGACCAGUGGUCAGGGAUGAUGGGAACUGUAGUCCCAAACAUCUGGAGGGCGGGAGUUUGCCUAUGCCUGGUCUAAGAGGACUCUCAAGAUUGACUUUCAAACUCGCACACACCUUUUCUUUUUUAAAUCUUUCAGUGUUAACGGUGCUGAGGGCAUUUCCUUGCCGAUCACGCCUUGCGGACGGGGACUUAGCAGCUGCCGUGGAAGAAGAGGUAAGGAGCUCAUUUCCUUAGUAAUGGUGGUGCUGGAGUUCAACAUGGGGUAGCAGGCACCACGACUGCCCCAUGGAUUGUUUGUUCGAUUCUUCCUUUGCCCUCCAGCUGUCUUGGAAGUAUAACUCUUGGGCAAACAGCUUGGAUGAGGAUGAUGGGAAGACAAGUUGCUCCCUGUUCGAGGGUGUUCUUCUUUGGUUGGGAACUCGCUUGUUUUCCAUUUGGGGGCUAACAAAGCACGGGCUGCAGUAGCAGCAUACAUUUGUUGUUUAGUCGUUUAGUCGUGUCCGCCUCUUCGUGACCCCCUGGACCAGAGCACGCCAGGCCCUCCUGUCUUCCACUGCCUCCCACAGUUUGGUCAAACUCAUGCUGGUAGCUUCGAGAACACUGUCCCACCAUCUCGUCCUCUGUCGUCCCCUUCUCCUUGUGCCCUCCAUUUUUCCCAACAUCAGGGUCUUUUCCAGGGAGUCUUCUCUUCUCCUGAGGUGGCCAAAGCCUUGGAGCCUCAGCUUCAGGAUCUGUCCUUCCAGUGAGCACUCAGGGCUGAUUUCCUUCCGAAUGGAGAGGUUGGAUCUUCUUGCAGUCCAUGGGACUCUCAAGAGUCUCCUCCAGCACCAGAAUUCAAAAGCAUCCAUUCUUCUGGAUAUGCUUAAGACUGCUGAAAAGCAACAUCCUUUUCCUCUUGUCUUCAGAUAUGCCAGAACCUCUUUAUGCGUGGGCUUUCCCUGGUGGGCUGGUAUCACAGCCACCCGUUCAGCCAUGCCCUGCCAUCCCUCCAGGACAUCGAUACUCAAAUGGACUACCAGCUGAAGCUCCAGGGAACCAGCAACAGCUUCCAGCCUUGCUUGGCACUCAUCUGCGGUAAGUGGCAGAAGGGUGUCUGUUCGUCUCAACCUGAACGAAACAGCCUGUGCUGGUUCCGUGGGUUAACCAUGAGGCAAGGUCCAAGUUCAGACCAAGGUCGAGGAUGCAGUAUGGAGGCUGUCCGUCAAAGCUGUAGCUGGGUCCAAGGUGGGGAGUCGGGUGAGGUCAGGAGCUCCGGCAGGACAGGGUGCAGGCAGGAACUGGCUACCAACAAUGUUGCUCCUGCAACUUGGGACUGGGGCUGGCUGGCUUUUAUCUGCCCUGAGGCAUAGGGCAGCCCUAGUCCACAGGUGACUCACCUCUCCUGGCCUGGAGGUGAGCACUCCUCCUGCGGGAACUUAGUUCCCUCCGCCUCUCUGCCCUGAGCCUCUGCAGCUCAGGAGAGGCUGGAGGGUUACUGGACCCAGAGGCAACCUCAGCUUCCUCUGAUGGGGCUGAGAGUGGAGCAUCUGCAGGUAAUGGGUCCUCCAUCCCCUCAGGGGCCAGAGCAGACUCAGCUGGUGCCUGCACCUGAGGACCCAGCACAGGUGAGGACCCUUCAGGCUCAUGCCCCAGCCCCGGCUCAGCUGGUUCUGGAGGCGGGGACUCCUGUGCAGGCUGGGAUUCCUCAGGUUCAGCCUCCGAGUCCGAAUCCCAGGCCAUCGCACAGCCCACCGUCUCGCAGCACUCUGCAAACGUUAGGUGCAGAAACGGGCAGCAAUGUACCUCUCCCAAUGUUUCUUCUUUACGGAUUGCUCCUGUGUCUAAUCACGUCUGUAACUCACUCUACAUGGGGCUGCCCUUGAGACUGACCCAGAAACUCCAGCAGGUGCAGAAUGCCGCGGCGAGACUCCUUACGGGGUCCUCGCCGUGGGAUCUCAUUCACCCGGAGAAGGCCGGUGGUUCGAAUCCCCGCGACGGGGUGAGCUCCCAUUGUUCGGUCCCUGCUCCUGCCAACCUAACAGUUUGAAAGCACGUCAAAGUGCAAGUAGAUAAAUAGGUACCGCUCCGGCGGGAAGGUACACGGCGUUUCCGUGCGCUGCUCUGGUUCGCCAGAAGCGGCUUAGUCCUGCUGGCCACAUGACCCGGAAGCUGUACGCCGGCUCCCUCGGCCAAUAAAGCGAGAUGAGCGCCGCAACCCCAGAGUCGGCCAUGACUGGACCUAAUGGUCAGGGGUCCCUUUACCUUUACCUUUUAUACCAGCUUCACUGGCUCCCGGUGGAGUACAGGGUCAGGUUUAAGGUGCUGGUUUUAACCUUUAAAGCCCUAUACGGGUGAGGACCCUCAUACCUACAGGACCGCCUCUCCUGGUAUGUCCCACAGCGCCACCUGCGUCCCACCCUAUAUAUACAAAUGAGCAAACCAGUGAUAUUUUAGGGAGCAGGCUAGUAGGCGGGGCCCAUGACUUACACCAGGCAUAGGCAAACUCAGCCCUCCAGAUGUUUUGGGACUACAACUCCCAUCAUCCCUAGCUAGCAGGACCAGUGGUCAGGGAUGGUGGGAGUUGUAGUCCCAAAACAUCUGGAGGGCCAAGUUUGCUAAUGCCUGACUUACAUCAUAGGAGCCUGCACAACACAAAACACUGUUGCUGUAUGUAGGUUUUUUUUAUUUUUUAUCUUAUAUUUUGGAAAUGUACAUCCAGUUUUUUUCCCCUUUAAAUUUUUGGGGGGCCCCCAAGAAAGUGGGGCCCUAAGCUAUAGCUUGCUUAGCUUAUACGUAAAUUUGUUUAGCUUAUACUGUUCCCAUGCUAGGUGCCCAAAUGAUCUGGAGAGCCAGUGUGGUGUAGCGGUUAAGAGCGGUGGACUCGUAAUCUGGUGAACUGGGUUCGCUUCCCGCUCCUCCACAUGCAGCUGCUGGGUGACCUUGGGCCAGUCACACUUCUCUGAAGUCUCUCAGCCCCACUCACCUCACAGAGUGUUUGUUGUGGGGAAGGAAGGGAAAGGAGAAUGUUAGCCGCUUUGAGACUCCUUCGGGUAGUGAUAAAGUGGGAUAUCAAAUCCAAACUCUUCUUCUGUCUUAUUGUCCCUUCAGGUCCAUACUGCCAUGCCAACCAAGGCAUGGAGUCAAAGAUUGCGCCUUUCUGGGUAAUGCCCCCUCCGGAGGUGAGUCCUGCAGCGCCUGAGCAAGGUGCUCUUUGGGAGAGUGGGGGGCGCAAGGUAGUACCUCACACCAGACCACUGGUUUGGAAAAUUCAGCCGGUGCAGAAUUCAGCACCCAGCUUGCUCACUGAAGGAAGACGAUCUGAGCAUAUUACACAGAUCUGGUCCGACUGCACUGGCUACCAAUUACUGUAUUUUUUGCUCCAUAAGACUCACUUUUCCCUUCCUAAAAAGUAAGGGGAAAUGUGUGUGCAUCUUAUGGAGCGAAUGCAGGCUGCGCAGCUAUCCCAGAAGCCAGAACAGCAAGAGGGAUUGCUGCUUUCACUGCGCAGCGAUCCCUCUUGCUGUUCUGGCUUCUGAGAUUCAGAAUAUUUUUUUUCUUGAUUUCCUCCUCCAAAAACUAGGUGCGUCUUGUGGUCUAGUGCGUCUUAUAGAGUGAAAAAUACGGUAGUUUCUGGGCCCAAUUCAAAGUGCUGGUUCUGACUUUGUUGUUGUUGUUUAGUUGUUUAGUCGUGUCCGACUCUUCGUGACCCCCUGGACCAGAGCACGCCAGGCCCUCCUGUCUUCCACUGCCUCCCACAGUUUGGUCAGACUCAUGCUGGUAGCUUCAAGAACACUGUCCCACCAUCCCGUCCUCUGUCGUCCCCUUCUCCUUGUGCCCUCCAUCUUUCCCAACAUCAGGGUCUUUUCCAGGGAGUCUUCUCUUCUCAUGAGGUGGCCAAAGUCUUGGAGCCUCAGCUUCAGGAUCUGUCCUUCCAGUGAGGACUCAGGGCUGAUUUCCUUAAGAAUGGAGGGGUUUGAUCUUCUUGCAGUCCAUGGGACUCUCAAGAGUCUCCUCCAGCACCAUAAUUCAAAAGCAUCCAUUCUUCGGCGAUCAACCUUCUUUAUGGUCCAGCUCUCACUUCCAUACAUACUAGGUUCUGACCUAGAAAGUCUUAAACCAUGGGUAGGCAUACUAAGGUCUGGGGGCCCAGAAUGCAGCUGCUGGACUGGUGACUGGGAGCAGCUGCCAAGACCACAUAACACUGGUCCUGAAAGACCUGCACUGGCUCCCAGUACGCUUCCAGGCGCAAUCCAAAGUGUUGGUGCUGACCUUUAAAGUCCUAAAUGGCCCAGUAUACCUGAAGGUGGUUGGACAGUGUUCUCGAAGCUACAAACAUGAGUCUGACCAAACUGCGGGAGGCAGUGGAAGACAGGAGUGCUCUGGUCCAUGGGGUCACAAAGAGUCGGACAUGACUAAACGACUAAACAACAUACCUGAAGGAGUGUCUCCACCCCUAUCGUCCAUGGAGGUCCAGCUCCGAGGGCCUUCUGGUGGUUCCCUCAUUGCGAGAAGUGAGGUUACAGGGAACCAGGCUGUAACAAAUGUGGGGGUUGCUCGUGCGCAAGUUGGUGCCACUCCUGGCUAGGUUGCCUUGUUAAACCUUUUCUGUCUGGACAGCCCCUGCACUUCGUGGCUGUUCAGUCGCUAGCAGAAUCCGUCAGUGGGCGUUUCUUAAACCUUUUCCAGCAUAAAAGUUGUUUGACUCCAAGUCUCCUCCGACUCUCAUUGCGCGGAAGUCUUCUGCGCAGGGAGGGCGUGGGUAGCGGAGGACCCGUGCUCUCCUCGCUGAUCUCCGGCGAGGAGUCCUGGAGCCCCCUCGCCGAUUCUCCCAUCUGCCCCCCUUUAUCCCUGGUGUUACGCUGAUUUCCUUCCCCAGCUGGUGAGCCGCCUCUCCCCCUGCUGGGCCCUUCUCCAGCAUCCCUCGAGAGCCUAGCCUCCGCCUCUGGCUCCGAUGUCAGUUCCCUGACACAGGCAGAGGGCCUUCUCGGUGGUGGCACCCUCCCUGUGGAACACCCUUUGGGAGCUGCCAGAUGGGCGGAAUAUAAAUAUUAUUAUUAUUAUUUGCACUAGCAGAGGGAAAAAGACUGCAGGAUAUUUUUUCGAACCUAAUCCGCGUUGAUUCCCAAGGGGAUGUUUGGUACACUGUCAAUUGCUUGCUGCUGUUAACGUGUGUGCGUAUGUGUUAAUCAGUUGGUGCUGUAUAAAUAUUAUAAUCAAUAAAUAAAAGGGUAAAAUCGCUUGUUGCUCAGAAGUAUGUUGGCUCAAUUAUAGGCGGUGCAGUCUGAGGAGCUGCACCUCUAAGCCACCAGGGGGCGCUUUACAACUUUGGUUCUCCUGAGCAAGUCAAGAGAGAAAAAAAGGACUUGAUAUUAUUCACUUCUCUGUGUCUCUCUCUUCACCCCCUUCCCCGGCCAAAUAUUCUCUUCCACCAGCAAAGGCCUUAUGAUUACGGCAUCCCCAUGGAAGUUGAGGUCACCUACGUCCAAGACGGCUUCCUCACCAACGACGUUCUCCACGAGAUGGUAACUUUGGUUCAGCUGAAUUUCGCAUCUGCUCGGGAAAGAACGUUGGGUUGCGUCACCAAAGAGCCUUUUGUUCCAAACACACAGGGCUGCGAUGAUCUAAAGCGAGGCCUCUUGAAAAACAAAAUUUGUAACUGAUGGCAAAACAAUCCUUACAUUCAGAGAGUCCUGCGGGCAUUCACAAUGCAAGCGUUGUGUGCGAGCUUGAAAGUCAAUCUUGAGAGUCCUCUUAGACCAGGCAUAGGCAAACUCCCGCCCUCCAGAUGUUUGGGACUACAGUUCCCAUCAUCCCUGACCACUGGUCCUGUUAGCUAGGGAUGAUGGGAGUUGUAGUCCCAAACAUCUGGAGGACCGGAGUUUGCCUAUGCCUGUCUUAGACCCAAGGCUCCUUCGAAUUCUUGCCAGAUUCCCUUAAGAAGCCCCUGAUCACAGUGUUGUAGGAAAAUUUGGGGUUGCCUUUUAGAGCUCAACUCUCCGUGUCCCCUAAGUCUGUUUAUCAUUCGGAGAAAAAUGAACCGUAGAAUUGUAGAGUUGGAAGGGACAUCAAGGGUAGUCUAUUGCAACGCCCUGCAAUGCAGGAAAAGAUAAAAAAAAGGUAAAGGACCCCAUGACGGUUAAGUCCAAUCAAGGGCGACUAUGGGGUUGCAGCACUCAUCUUGCUUUCAGGCCAUGGGAGUCGGUGUUUGUCCACAGACAGCUUUCUGGGUCAUGUGGCCAGCAGGACUAAACUGCUUCUGGCGCAACAGGACACCGUGACGGAAACCAGAGCACCCAGAAACGCCAUUUACCUUCCCACCACAGUGGUAUCUAUUUAUCUACUUGCGCUGGUGUGCUUUCGAACUGCUAGGUUGGGAGGAGCAGGGACCGAGCAACAGGAGCUGACCCCGUCACGGGGAUUCAAACCACCGACCUUCUGAUCGGCAAGCCCAAGAGGCUCAGUGGUUGAGACCACAGCGCCACUCGCAGGUUUUUUUAUCUGCAGGAAAACCAGUAGAGUGGUACCUCGAGUUACAAACACUUCGGGUCACAAACACUUUGGGUUACAAACUCCGCUAACUCGGAAAUAGUACCUCAGGUUGAGAACUUUGCCCCAGGGUGAGAACGGAAAUCACGCGGUGGCAGCGGGAGGCCCCAUUAGUGAAAGUGCGCCUCAGGUUAAGAACGGUUUCGGGUUAAGAACGGACCUCCGGAACAAAUUAAGUACUUAACCCGAGGUGCCACUGUAAAGUUAUUUUCUUUUAAAGUAAUUUGAAACCUUUCUUCAUUUUUGUCUUACUGCCAGCUGACAGAUUUGUUCAUUUUAAAUUCUGGAAAUUAAAUUCUGCCUCUUUUCAUAUUUACAGUUAUUUAUACCUCUAUAAGGGACACAGGUGGCGCUGUGGUCUAAACCACUCAGCCUAGGACUUGCCGAUCAGAAGGUCGGCGGUUCGAAUCCCCGUGAUGGGGUGAGCUCCCGUUCCUCGGUCCCUGCUCCUGCCCACCUAGCAGUUCGAAAGCACGUCAAAGUGCAAGUAGAUAAAUAGGUACUGCUCCGGCGGGAAGGUAAACGGCGUUUCCGUGCGCUGCUCUGGUUCGCCAGAAGUGGCUUAGUCCUGCUGGCCACAUGACCCGGAAGCUGUACGCCGGCUCCCUCAGCCAGUAAAGCGAGAUGAGCGCCGCAACCCCAGAGUCGGUCACGACUGGACCUAAUGGUCAGGGGUCCCUUUACCUUUAUACCUCUAUAAAAUGCUAUUCACAAUAAAGGAGUGAAAUGAAAGAUAUCAGAAAAAAGAAAAAAGAACAAAGAAAAAAUAAAGUAAAAGAAAAGGAUCAUAGGUGAAAAUUUUUAAAAGUAGAUAACUAUUCACUAUACAUAGCCGUUUCCCAUCUAUAUUUAUAUUCAAUUGUUCUUUCUUCCUCACAGAUGCUGCUGGUGGAGUUUUACAAGGCGGCGCCCGACGUAGUGAAGUUUCAAGAGAUGUGGAGCCAGGAGCAGACCUAUUUGGAUAAACUAAAGGUAAUCUCAAGGAAGAGUUGCCCGGUAGUGGAGCGGACCUCCAGGGAAGGUGGUAAGAGUCUCCUUCUUUGGAGGUUUUCAGGCAGGAGUUGGGUGGGCAUUCGUUAUACUGGGAUUCCUGUGUUGCAGGGGGUUGGACUGGAUGACCCUCAGGGGUCCCUUCCGACUCCACAGGUCUCUAGUUAUGCAUGCUCUGGUGAUCUGGACUACUGCAAUGCGCUCUCCAUGGGGCUCCCUUUGAAGGUGACCCGGAAACUGCAGCUAAUCCAGAAUGCAGCAGCUAGACUGGGGACUGGGAGCGGCCACCGAGACCACAUAACACCGGUCCUGAAAGACCUACAUUGGCUCCCAGGACGUUUCCGAGCACAAUUCAAAGGCUCGGUACUGAUCCUGAAAGCCCUAAAUGGCCCAGUAUACCUGAAGGAGUGUCUCCACCCCCAUCGUCCAGCCUGGACACUGAGGUAAUUCCCUCGCUGCGAGAAGCCAAGUUACAGGGAACCAGGCAGAGGGCCUUCUCGGUAGUGGCGCCCGCCCUGUGGAACGCCCUCCCACCAGAUGUCAAAGAGAACAACAACUACCAGACUUUUAGAAGACAUCUGAAGGCAGCCCUGUUUAGGGAAGCUUUUAAUGUUUGAUGGAUUGCUGUAUUUUAAUAUUUUGUUGGAAGCCGCCCAGAGUGGCUGGGGAAGCUCAGCCAGAUGGGCGGGGUAUAAAUAAUAAAUUAUUAUUUUAAAUUGUGAAACAUAAAAAUUUAGUAAGAAUUAGAGAGGCAGAGAAAGUAUCACACGGCGAUUUGUGGGUGGGCUGUGCAAGGGAGAAGCCAUUUUUUUUGGUCUACUUGCAUUUAGCAAGCUGCUGAGGCUCACUUUCGGUCCCAGUGCCAUGCCUGUUCGAAUGACGAACGCCGCUAUUCUCUCCUUGCAGGGCUCAUUGGCUUCCAGGACACCCAAGGACCAAGGUUUCGGACAUAUCCUGGAACAAGUAUACAGCAUCCUCAAGCAAUACGGCUGAAACCAGGAGGAGGAACCAUGUCUUCAAGAAGCUGUCGGUCGGGGUUGGGGAAAGACCUUUGAGUGAGAAGCUUCCCCCCUCCACUUUGAAACCCAGUUCUGCCCCAUCUUGCUUGGCUGAUGGAGACGGAAAUGGAGACCCUUUGUGUGUGUGUGUUUAAGAAAGGUUUUUCACGAGUUUAAGAGGAAACACUGGACCAGUCAAGAACAUGCUUUGAUUUGCCUAGCUAGAGAAGCUAUCUGUUCCCCUGUACUGGGCUUGGCGUCAUGGGACAGAACACACCCAUUUCAUAGAUGGUCGACUGAAGCAACUUGGCUUGCGAGGCCUCAAAAGGACCCCUUGGUAGAUCUCGAAUUCAAUCCAGCAGAGUGUUGCGCGCUGGUCGACACCGCUGACCUCCUCUUGAGGUUUUCCGAGACGGAACGGAUGCCCGCAACUCUCUAGUUUCGUCUUAUGUUUCGUGCUGUGAAGGGUGGGGAGAAACUCGCCUACGGCCUCCAAUGUUUCGGGUGUGUGUGUCUGAGCUGGUAAGAGAGCAGAUUUAAAAAAAGAGGGCAGGGUGGUGUUGCCUUUCUAAAAAAUUUCACGGAUCUGUAGAAGCAGCAAAAACCGAGUAAAAAGGCAGCUAAAAAGGACGGAAGCUUACUUUGCGUAAAAGCAGGGUUGCGGCAGGUUGGUGAAAAUCUUGCUUUGUCCUUAAAGGUAAAGGGACCCCUGACCAUUAGGUCUAGUUGUGGCCGACUCUGGGGUUGCGGCGCUCAUCUCGCUUUAUUGGCCGAGGGAGCCGGCGUACAGCUUCCGGGUCAUGUGGCCAGCAGGACUAAGCCGCUUCUGGCGAACCAGAGCAGCGCACGGAAACGCCGUUUACCUUCCCGCCGGAGUGGUACCUAUUUAUCUACUUGCACUUUGACGUGCUUCCAAACUGCUAGGUUGGCAGGAGCAGGGACCGAGCAACGGGAGCUCAUCCCAUCGCAGGGAUUUGAACUGCCGACCUUCUGAUCGGCAAGCCCUAGGCUCUGUGGUUUAACCCAUAGCGCCACCCGUCCUGUGCUUUGUCCUUACUGCGUUCCUUAAAAGCAGCUGUGCAUCGAUCUGUUCCUGUGGCUCUUGGGUAGGGAAGCUGUGAUGCUCCAGAUGUUUCUGGACUCCUGACAGGAAUGACCAGAGCUGGGAAUCCCAGCAAACUGGUUCCGACUGCUCUGCAGAAGAAACUGCCCCAGGAGGAGAUUUGCCUGUUGCAUCUCUUUCCGAUGUACAGUCCUGCCCUGGCCUCCCUCUGGUCAGCCUCUGCUGGGGAUGGGGCAGUUCCGUCCCAGUUCUUGUUGUUGUUGAAUGUACAGGCAACUCCCUGCUGACACGUGUUCUGUUUGCCAAGUGGUACCCAGAAAGGAGGGGCACUUGGUCAACCGGGCCUCCACUGUCCCUCCGGCUCCAUGCGAGGGCUUGCUUGACCCGCUCAGCUUCCCUGUGCAUCGGUAGGCCUUUGCUGAACAGCCUCAACAAGCCUCUGGCUCACGAGGAGACCCUUCCCAGAGCCUAGAGGAUGUCCUCUUUGGGCUCUGGAGAGGGUCUCCGGACAAGCUGGGCUUUGGCUUCCUUGGCAACUGCUGCUGCGCUACCCCACAUGUCAGCUGUUAAGCAGGGAGGCGAAGCAGCUCAACAAAGCUCUGCUAAUCGUCUGGCUCAUAAGCAGCCCUCUCCAGGAUGGGGUGGGUCUCCUCCCGUGCCAGGAUGACUCUCCAGUGUGCUCUCCAUUUCCUGCAAUUUCCCUUACGCAUGCAGGAGCCAGGAACGUAACCCCCGCGUAAACGGGGAGUCGCCUGUGAUUGAAUCCUUUAGAAUGACAAACCCACGAAAGCUAGACUACAGCUCUUUUCAUUUGAAGCUGCUGGUUUGGGUCGUUGCCUUCCAUGGCUUUUGGGGCUUUUUAGCUUAGGGGGGAAGCAAGCCAGAGGGUUGCAAAAUGAUGUGUGGUGAAGAGAAUGUCGAUUGGGGGAGAGAGUUUGCUCUCUCCUCCCUCCUUCAUAAUCCUAGCACUUGGUGACAAUGAAGAUGAAUAUUGGAAGAUUCAGGAGAGACUAAGGAAAGUAGUUCAGACAGCACAUAGAUUAGUGAUGCCACCAAGGUGCCAAACUUUGAAGGAGGAUUUAGAUAAAUUAUUGGAGGGGGUUUCCUUCUCCCCCCCAAAGAGAAGUUGGCUACCAGGUGCAAAAACCAAAAAACCAACCCUAAAGUUUUGAAUGAAUCUGCUGCCUGCAGUUUUCCAAAUUCAGUUACCCACAUUUCUACAGAAAUAUGCAAUUGAAAUUUUUU